Syzygium oleosum is the source of this 3419-nucleotide messenger RNA. RefSeq names its product disease resistance protein RPV1-like. The record is from RefSeq and is a predicted model, not a curated record. NCBI's taxonomy places the organism in Eukaryota, Viridiplantae, Streptophyta, Magnoliopsida, Myrtales, Myrtaceae. The transcript is spliced from 4 exons. Gene Ontology annotation, biological process: signal transduction; defense response. Gene Ontology annotation, molecular function: protein binding; ADP binding. Bases 32 to 3400 code for a protein of 1122 amino acids.
UUUGAUACCUGUGGUGUUUAGAGAUCUUACAAUGAAGAAAGGGACGAAUUCACGGGCAUCAUCCGGACCUUCGUACGAGGUUUUUCUAAGUUUUCGAGGAGCAGAUACCCGUUAUGAAUUCACCGAUUGUCUUUACCAUGGCAUGAUUGAUGCUGGGAUCAUCGUCUUUAGGGACAAUGAAUCCCUCCAUGUUGGUAAGGAAAUUGGUGGUGAACUUCUACAAGCAAUUGAGAACUCCAAGAUCUACGUUCCCAUAUUCUCCGAGAAUUAUGCUUCGAGUGACUGGUGCCUCCGAGAGCUCGCAUACAUGGUCGAGUGCACCUCGAAAUCGAAUGGAAACAAAGAGAUUCUGCCGAUUUUCUUGAACGUGGAACCUGCUGAUGUCAAGCUCAAAACAAAUUUGUACAGACAAACUUUUUCAAAGCGCCAGAAGACGUCGUGCACGGAAGCAGAGUCAUGGGAAAAGGCUCUCAUGGAAGUGGGCAAGAUAAAGGGAUGGAACUGGAAGAAAAAUGAAGGCCAAGGAGAUCUGAUACGUUCCGUAAUUCGAACGGUUUCGAUUAAGCUGAAGGUUGCACAUGAAAAAGUGACUGAACAUCUUGUCGGAGUUGAUGAUCGUGUAGAAGCUAUAAUCAAAAUGCUGGAUGUGGGAUCUAAUAGUGUACGAUUUCUCGGAAUCCAUGGAAUGGGCGGUGUUGGCAAAACAACCCUUGCUCAGGUCGUCUUCAACACACUAUCUUCUAGCUUUGAACGAUGUUGUUUCCUUGCAAACGUUCGAGAAUCAUCAAAAGGCAAUGAUGGUCCGGUAAAUUUGCAAAAACAAUUGUUAUCCAAGCUCGCUGGUUCUCGCUCUAUCGAUGAAAUUUAUCACGUGAAUGAUGGGAUCAAAAUUAUAGAGAAAGGAUUACUUAGAAAUAAAAAAGUACUCAUUGUUCUUGAUGACGUGGAUGAGAAAGAGCAACUGAAAAGUCUUGCAGAAAAAGGUAAUUGGUUCGGUUCUUGUAGCAGGAUUCUCAUAACUACAAGGGACAAAAGUGUCCUAACCGAAGGCCCAAAUGUUUCGACUUACGAAGCAUGUGAACUGGAAUUUGAUCAUGCUCUUAAGCUUUUCAGUAGGCAUGCCUUCAAUAGAGACUCUCCACCAGAUCAUCGUGUCUCCCUUUCCGAAAAAAUUGUCCAUACUUUGGGAAAGCUUCCUUUAGCUCUUGAGAUUACAGGUUCAUUUCUUGUCGGUAAAUCCGAAGAACUUUGGAUCAACACAUGGGAAAAGUUACAAGAAGCUCCUCCCAAGGAUGUCCAAAAGAAAUUGAUGAUAACUUAUGAAAGGUUAGAUCCUGCAGAAAGGGAAAUAUUUCUGGAUAUAGCUUGUUUUUUUGUUAAUGAGGAUAUAACAUACCCUUUCUAUAUGUGGAAUGACUAUAAAUACCACCCACACGUUGCCAUUGAUGUCCUUGUUCUCAUGUCCUUGAUAAAAAUCAAAGAAGAUAGCACUUUCUGGAUGCAUGACCAAGUGCGGGACCUCGGAAGAGAAAUUGUCCGUCAAGAGAAUUUCAAACAUCUUAGCGAGCGUAGCAGAGUGUGGAAAUGUGAGGAAGCGUUGGGCAUUGUAAAAUCGAAAGAGGGAAGUAGGAAAAUAGAAGCACUGUCAGUUGCAAAACGUGGAUUAUAUCAAUUUUAUCUUCAUGAAACUCUGACGAACGAUGAAUUUGCUAAUUUACCAAACUUAAGGUUCUUUCGAGGGUAUGAGGUUUCCCUUGUUGGAGACUUCAAUAAUCUUCUCACCAGUUUAAGAUGGCUUUAUUGGCGAUAUUGCCCUUCCAAGUUUGAGGCAACAAACUUUCAUCCGACUAAUUUAGUCGUUCUUGAGCUUUCAUGGGGCCAUAUUUCGGAGGAAUGGAUUGGCUGGGACCAAAUCAGAGAGGCCAGAAAACUACAAGUACUAGAUCUCAGCUAUUGUAAAUACUUACAGAGAACACCUGAUUUAUCUACGUGGGUGUAUUUAGAGAGAUUGGUUCUUAAAGGUUGUGGCAACUUAAUUGAAAUUGACCCAUCCAUUGGUAAAUUAAAGCGCCUUACUGUUUUGAACUUGGAUGGAUGUAACUUUCUUCGAGAGUUGCCCGAAGAAAUAGGUUGUCUACAAGCUUUGACAGAGAUUGUCAUGCCUAAUACGCUACAUAAACUUCCGGAGACGUUUGGUAAUUUGCAGUCAUUGUUGACCUUCGAUGUACCAAAUAGGCAAAUCAACAAAUUGCCAUACUCGAUUGGAGGGCUGGUGAAAAUUAGGCAGUUGAAUUUAUCUAGGUGUACAUACAUAAAGGAACUUCCAGAUUCGGUUGGGAAAUUACAAUCAUUAGUCGAGUUGGAUUUGUCAUGGACGAGAAUUUGUCACCUACCCGAUUCAAUCGGCAAUCUAAAGCAACUGAAGAUACUAAGGAUGAGAAGCAUAGGAGGGAUAACAAAGUUGCCAAGUGCGAUUGGGCUGGUGGAGAAGCUCGAAGAGUUGGAUGCUCAAGGAUGUUGCAGCUUGACCGGCGAAAUCCCUGAAGAAAUUGGGAGACUGUUCCGUUUGAGGAUCCUAGACUUGUCGGACACACGUAUAUCCGGAUUACCCACCACGGUGAAUCACCUCUCUAAUCUCCAAAUACUUAAGCUAGAAAAUUGUCCCGGGCUGAAACAAUUGCCGGAGCUUCCCCCAAGUUUGACUUGGCUGAUAUGGAGCCCUUUUCAUUUACGGUGUCCCCCCUCGAUAGCCUUCCUCGGUCCCCCUAGAAUGGAUGCCCUAUCUCAACAGGGAACACUUGUCACCACUCUUCCCACUAGCAUCGGUACCCUAUCUCAGCUUAAAUCACUAUCAUUGUCCUGCAAAUACGUGCAAUUCCUCCCCCAGCUCCCGUCUAGUUUAAGAGAGUUACGACUUCGAGAUCUGGCCACCACACGAUCACCGGAUUUUUCCAAUUUGCAAAACUUGACAUUCUUGGCAUUCUAUGGAUGUUCGCUAAAACUCUCGAGUAUAUUUGAUGCGGAGUCGGAGGAACUCCGUGUGGAGUGCUGUGAGCUUAGAAAACUGGACUCACCGUCGCAGCCGGAAAUGAAAAGAUUGAGACUAUUAAAGAUGGUUGAUUGUAAGUUGGAAGUACUUGAUCUGUCGCGCAUGAAGAAUCUGUGCGAGGUAAGUCUGACACGUUGCCAUUCAUUAGUUGAGAUUCGUGGCCUUGAAGAAUUGGGAUCCCUUCGCUCCCUAUCAGUCGUCGAUUGCCCUUCCAUGGAGAGGAUGUCAAACCUAUCGAAAUUGAAAAAGCUACGGAAGCUCGAAGUAAGAAAUUGUUGGAAGUUAAAAAGCGUGCAAGUUCCGAAUCACUUGGAAUCUUUAAAGGACGGACAUUCUUUUGUUGGAAGCUAAAAAGCGUCGUAUCUAGGAG